CGAAUCUGCCUGCAAUGCAGGAGGCCCCAGUUCAAUUCCUGGGUUGGGAAGAUCCUCUGGAGAAGGGAUAGGCUACCCACUCCAGUAUUCUUGGGCUUCCCUUGUGGCUCAGCUGGUAAAGAAUCAGCCUGCAAUGUGGGAGACCUAGGUUCAGUCCCUGGGUUGGGAAGAUCCCCUGGAGAAGGGAAAAGCUUCCUACUCCAGUAUUUUGGCCUAGAGAAUUCCAUGGACUAUAGUCCAUGGGGUUGCAAAGAGUUGGACAUGACUGAGUGACUUUUACUUUUCACAUUCCAUGGACAGAGAAACCUGGCGGGCUACAGUCCAUGGGGUCACAAAGGGUUGGACACGAUUGAGCAACUAACACACAAGGCUGAAUAAUAUUCCAUUCUAUGCCUGCUCGGGACCCCACCUGUCACCAGGAGGGGAACAUGGAGGAGGAAGCAGUAGCUGCAGAGCUGCCAACAGCCUGGUCAGAGGACCCAGUGACCUUCCAGGAAGUGUCGAUGGACUUCUCCCAGGAGGAAUGGGCCCAGCUGGCCCCCGCUCAAAAAAUCCUGUACCAAGACGUGAUGCUGGAGAACUACAGGAACCUGACUUCUGUGGGGUAUCAUCUCCGCAAGCCCCGCCUGCUCACCCAGAGGGAGCUGAGAACCCGGAAGAGGAGACUUCUCCAAGACACCUGUGCAGACCAGAAUUCUCAGCUUAAAACCCAAGAGACCACGGCUGGAAGGAAUAAAGUUUGGGAAAAACCAUUUACUGGCAGGAAAGGGGCACCAGCUCAACCUAGAAAGAAGUCCUAUGAACACAGUCUGUGUGGAAAAGCCAUCAGAAGGAAUCCUGACCUGACUACUAAGAGGAAUUACACAGGCGCGAAACGUGAUGAACGUAAAGAAUGUGGGGAAGCAUUUAGUUAUCCUUCCUUCCUUGGGGUGCACGUGUGAUCACACACUGGUGAGAAAACCUACAAAUGUUCUCAGUGUGGGAAGGCUUUCAGUUGCAACUCCUUUCUCGGGCCGCACGCAUGAAUUCAUCCUGGAGAGGAACCAUGUAAGUGUAGCUAGUGUGGGCAGAUCUUUGGCUCGACCUUGAGCCUCGCUGUAGCCAAGAGGAUGCACACUCGGGAGAAGCUGUGUGAAUGUAGUGACUGUGGGAAGGCCUUCGUCAGGAGCAGUGACCGGACAGUGCAUGGUGCACACGGGCGAGAAAUGCCGCCAGUGAAGUGAUGCGGCAAAACCUCUAGCAGAAAGUUCUUUCUGAUGGCGCACAUGAGAACCCAUACUGGGGAGAAGCCCUACCCAGUCAGCACCUGCAGAAAAGCCUUCCAUACGAGCUCUAAGGCGACUGCCCACAAGAGACUACAUGCAAGAGGGAAGAUGUUGCAGUGUCGGAAGCUCUCCAGUCAUCAUUCAUCACGUAGGAAACACGUGAGGAUGCACACUGAAGACAGGUCUGGGAGUGGAAGCAGAGAAAGGCUCAUCGGUCCCACAGGAGAGCAACUCUGUGAAUAGCUUUGGUAUGGGGGGAAGCCUGCUGGGGCUUAAACUACUGCACAAGGAAAUUCAGAGUGGCAGGGAAAACAUAUAAACGUGAAGAAUGUGGGCUUGCUUUUAUUAGGUCCUAUCUUGAAGCUGGAAAUCUAGCUCAUUAAUUUUCAGUCUGUGUUUUUGAAUUUAAGCAGUUAAGGCCAUAGAUAUCCUGCUAAAUACCCUAUUUGACUACAUUACAUGUGUGUGUGCUCAGUCAUGAAGCCGUGUCUGACUCUUUGCCACCCUAGGACUGUAGCCCUCCAGGCUUCUCUGUUCAUGGGAUUUUCCAGGCAAAAAUACUGGAGUGGAUUGCUAUUUCCUCCUCCAGGGGAUCUUCCUGACCCAGGGAUCAAACCUGCGUCUCCUGCAUUGGCAAGUAGAGUCUUUACCACUGAGCCACCGGUUGAACCCGCACAUGGGUUUUAAGCUAAGGUUUUUAAAACUUUGGUUUAGUUCUAAGUAUCAGCUGAUAUAUCUAUUAGACCUGUUUUAACUCACAGUGUCACUUUACUUUUUAAGCCUAUCAAAAUACUACUUCACUUGAAUUUCAUCCAGACUCUCUCCUUCCCCCCAGUCCUCUAAUACCCCUGUGUCUUCCAUGGUUUGGUGGGACACCCGGUGGUUCCUCAGGGAUGUCGUUUCCUGUGUAACAAGUUGGUAAAUCCGACCUUGUUACACUAUAGGUUUUGUCCCUGGUGGUCUUUGGCUGAUUUGUGUUGGGACAAUAAUGUGUAGUCACGAAUACACUCUGCUAGAAAUGAGAAUACAUUGAGAUUCUCAUCUUCUAAAAUGUUCCUAAAAUACCCUUCUAAAAUGUCUUCUAAAAUGUUUUCCUAUACAUUGUUGAUUUUUAUUUAUGGUGUCAGGUUUUGUUGUUCAGUCGCUAAGUCGAACAUAAUUUCUGUUCAAAGUUGGGAGAUGGACUCCAGGAAAUGGAAUUUUGUGCUGAUUGUUGAACCACAGUUUUUUUUUUUUUUUUAAUUUUUAAAAAAUUUUUUUAUUAGUUGGAGGCUAAUUACUUCACAACAUUUCAGUGGGUUUUGUCAUAACAUUGAUAUGAAUCAGCCAUGGGUUUACACGUCUUCCCCAUCCCAAUCCCCGCUCCCACCUCCCUCUCCUGAACCACAGUUUUUUAAACAUCUCUGCUCAUUUUAUAUCUGCCAUUUCCAAGACCAAGAAAAGAAAUCUUUAAAUGUAUUUUUCAUGCAGGCAGCUGUUUCUUUGAACCUCUCUCUGGAGAAUGAUGUUUAAUUUUAUAAUUCUGUCUGAAAACUUACCUUGCAUGUAAAAUGCACCAUUUUAAAUGUCACAGGUUGAUGAAAUUUGACCAGUGUGUAAACCUCUAUAAUCACCAUCCGAAUUAGGAUAUAAAACAUUACCAUCUUCCCAGAAAGAAUAACAUUGAUUUUUCCUAUCAUUAACAAAGCUGUAAACUGUGGAAAUGAAAAUGCUUUUGUGUUCCAUAAUAAAAGCAGCAAUUUGAUAGGGAAAAAAAAAUUGCCUGGUGGAAAUUUCCAGUGGGUAGGACUCCAUGCUUUACUGUAGGAGGUGCAUGUUCUAUCACUAUUUGGGGAACUUAAGAUCCCGCAAGCUGCCUAGCAGCAAAAAACAACAACAAAAACCCUCAAUAAACAACAUGACUUUAAGCCUGGCAGUUUAACCUGAGUAGACAGCCUAGAAGCUGAUUGCCUCAUCACGCAUGGCCACAUCACACGACGUGCUAGGCCAGUGUCCUUCUCAGUGCCCUAAUCAAGAGCUUUGUACAGUACUCUAAACACCUUAAAGCAGUUGCGUUGGGGGUUAAUUUGCAGAGCAGAUUUACUGUUCUAAGUUAGGCCAGUCUGAUGUAUUUCUUUCUCAGCCCUCCAAAACAGUAGGGUUUUUAAAAAUUGUAUAUUUAAAUUUAUUUGACUGUGCCAAGUCUUUGUUGUGAUCCGUGUGAUCUAGUUCCCCAACCAGGGAUCAAACCCAGGCUCCCUGCAUUGGGAACACAGAGUGUUAACCCCUGGACCAACAGGGUAGUCCCCCCCACACACACUAGUUUAACUCUCUGUGUUUUGUGCAUAUUUCUAAACCUACACUUUAAGACAGGGGUUUGCAAACUUUUUUGGUAAAUCGGGAGAUAUUAAAUAUUUUUGAUUUGGUGGGCCAGAUAAUCUCUGUUACAACUACUCAGCUCUACCAUGGCCACAGAAAAUACAUAAAUAAACAGGUGUGGCUGUGCACCAUCAAAACUAUACAAAAACAGAAGCCAGGCUGGCUUAUCCUUAUUUUAAGGCAGAGGUUGCAUUAAGAAAGUGGAAAAAGGAGACUCGUGCUUUCGAAAAGCACUGCACCUUAUUGGCUUAUUUAUUUAAAAAAAAAAACAAAAAAACACUCACAGAACUUUGAAGUGUGGACACUGGAUCCUCAGUAUGUAAGAAAUUGGGAAUUUCCUGACGGUCCAGUAGUUAGGACUUGGUGCUCUCACUGCAAUGAUUCUGGGUUCAGUCCCUGGUUGGGGAAGUAAGAUCCCACAAGCUGAGAGGCCUGGCCAAAGUUAGAAAUAUUAAAAAAAAGUUAAUUUCGAUCGACAAAUGUGAUCUUGAGGGAAAAGGGAAACUAGGAAAUGCAGCUUCCAAAGUUCAGAGAACACACAUUGCUGGUGGGAACUUAAAAUGGUGUUGGUUGUAACUGAAAACCACUUGACCCUAAAGAGAAAUCAAAAGCUGUCCAAAGACUUGCACACAAGUGUUCAAAACAUAUGAUAGCCAAAAAGAGAAAACCCAAAAUUUCCGUUUGGGGAGCUGGAGAAUGAAUAAAUAAAAUAUAGUUAACUGUACAAUGAAAUAUUAUUUGGCCAUACAAAUACACGAAGUUUUUUUUUUUUUUUUCCUUUCAAUUUUUUAACUGUGCCAUGCAGCAUGUGGGAUCUUAGUUCCCCAACUGGAGAUAGAACUUCUGCAGUGGAAGCUUGGUGUCUUAACCACUUGACCACCAGGGAAGUCACGGAAACGAAUGAACCUUGCAAAACAUGCUCAGUGAAUGAAACCAGUCACAAAGGACCACAGACUGUAUUAGCCCAUUUAUGUGACAUAUCCAGAUUAGGCAGAGAGGGCAUAGAAACAGAAAUGAGGUCCACUUUUGCCUGGGCUGGUGGGGAGAACCCGAUUAACUAUGCAGGCAUGAGGGAUCUUACUGGGGUAAUGGAAAUGUUCUAAAACUGGUUCAUGCUGAUAGUUGCACAGUGUGAUACGUUGACUAUAAAUCAUUUGAGCUGUACAUUUCAAAUGUGUGAGUUUUAUGGUAUGUGAGUGAUACCCCACUAAAGUUGUUUUAAAAGCUU
Molecule: messenger RNA, 4851 nt
Organism: Dama dama (fallow deer)
Lineage: Eukaryota; Metazoa; Chordata; Mammalia; Artiodactyla; Cervidae
Product: zinc finger protein 177-like
Exons: 6
Coding region: 390-941 (183 amino acids)
Biological process (GO): regulation of DNA-templated transcription
Source: RefSeq, a predicted model, not a curated record